Molecule: messenger RNA, 1254 nt
Organism: Aspergillus calidoustus
Lineage: Eukaryota; Fungi; Ascomycota; Eurotiomycetes; Eurotiales; Aspergillaceae
Source: the annotation of a GenBank genome assembly
AUGGCACAUGGUCAGGAGGAUUGCGCUUCAGUGCUGGAGCAGUUUGUCCACGAUGUCGCCAACCUCCCCGCGGAAAUAAAUCAUCUGAUGGAAGAAAUACAAGCGAAAGACAAGAUCAUUCAAGAUUGUCGCGCCGUCAUCAAUUCGAAAGAUGCUAGUAUCCAAAAGUUUAUCAAGCUCAACGGCAGUUUAACGCCGAAUCCAAAGGAAGAGCAGUAUUCAAAGACCAUAUUACAAAGCUUAGAUCGGUCUCAACAGCUACAAGACGAGAAGAUACACCUGAGCGAAAAGGCGUGUAUUUUGUUGGACAGGCAGAUCAAGAAGCUAGACGUCAAGAUCCGUGACCUACAAAGCGACGGCGUACUCUCAAACGACCCUCCGAUUCCCUCCCUCUUCAACAAUAAAGACCAAUAUCGCGAUCCUCCAAGAAUAUUUUUCCCCGACUCCUCCACCGAAGCCGCCUCAUACUCAUCCCCUUUGGCCGCAUCUUCAGGCAACGCGAACCCUCUGAGUGCUGGCCAGAGGCUAAACCUCUCGCUCAACCGAUUCAAUUCAGCAUCCGCUUUAGCUUCACAAAAUACCGCACGAAGUUCUGCUCCGGCAACCCCUGCCUCCGCCGCCGCACACUUUCAACAGCGGCAACGUGAAUCAUCAGCCGGUGCCGUGGAGAAUAAGCGGCGGCGAUUGAACGCUUCACUAGGGACACUCCCUGCAGCAUCUUCGAAUCUCCGACAGUCAUCAUUAGGCCCAGGCACGCCCAAAGCCGGAACACCAGGAUCUAGCCGCGCCGGAAGCGCAGGUCCACGCUCAACAGGAACAAUUAAAAAAGCCCUAACGAAGAAACUCGCGCCGCAUCAACAGCUCAAGAAACUCAAGUCCCUAAACGGAAAGCCAACCAAGCGCUCGUCCAGCGCAAGCCGCCUCAAGCAAGGAUCACAAAAGAAAUCUCCGUCCGCUACAGGUGGCGACGAUGAAGACGACGAUUCCAUGCUCAGCAGCGCCGACGUCUCCGAUUCUGAGAACAACAGUGAACGCCGCGGGGAUGAAGACAUGGAUGAUGAUGACGAAGAUGAGGGAAACGAGGAUACCAGGGUUUAUUGCACGUGCCGUACUGUCAGCCACGGCGAUAUGGUUGCUUGCGAUAAUGAGAACUGCAAGUUUGAAUGGUUUCACUGGAAGUGUGUUGGAUUGACAAGGGAGCCAGUAGGGAAGUGGUACUGCCCCGACUGUUUAGCUGCAAAGGCUGCCGAAUAA